Acanthoscelides obtectus is the source of this 144-nucleotide messenger RNA. The record is from the annotation of a GenBank genome assembly. NCBI's taxonomy places the organism in Eukaryota, Metazoa, Arthropoda, Insecta, Coleoptera, Chrysomelidae.
AUGAAAUUUUUACGGCAAAUAGCUGAUACCGUAAGGAAGUUUUUAAGAUACUUACGAAUAGUAAGAACAUGUUUUUUCAAUUUUUUUAUAAACGUUCAACGUUGUUGCACUUUUUUACUUUUUUGUUAUGUUCGAAGAUUUUGA